UAACUAGUGAGACCGUCACUCAAGCCCAAUCCCACCAUUGACAGCCAAUCAAGUUGAAUUGAAGAGGAGAGAUUCACAGCAAGCCUCGACUCUCAGCCACCGUUCUCUGUCUUGGUACAGUAGGUCAGGUUUGGGGGUUAGGGUUUUGGGAUUCUUCUAGCAUUGCAUAAUAGAGUUGGAGAAGAGGAGAGGCAUAUGACAACAGCUAUUCGGUCUGUGGUUGGAAAGUUGGGGAGUAAAUACUCUUCAUGUUGUCACAGCAAAGGAAGAGCAGUAGCAAACAUGGUUAGGGUUGGGGACUUUCAAAUUAGGAGCUCAGUAGUCAGCAACUACAAUAUUGACCGUGAUGUCUUGUUUUCAAUUUCAAAGCCGCCUCCUUCUUAUGGUUAUUCCUCUCGCCAUCCUUUUCUUUUUGGUAACCACCAUAAGAAAGCUCUGCCAGUUCUGCAGUAUUUUAAGUCGCCCGGUGGAUUCGGAGGUGGUCAUCGUGUAGCUCCUUAUUCUAUGGAUAAUCCCAAUACCAUAGCUCUUGCCAUUUUCGCUGUGAAAGAGUACAACAAGGAAAAGAAUGCCAAACUGCAGCUUGUGAGAGUUUUGAGGGCAUGGUACAGAUGUACUGGUGGUUCGAUCUCAUAUUUUUUUACAAUGGAGGCAGUUUAUAAGGGUGUGGUUAAAGUUUACCAAGCAUUGGUUUUUGUACGUAGCCGCGAAAGGGAGCUAAGAUUGUUUGGUCUUCUUAAUGUUGAUAACGGGAGUUUGUUAAAACUAAUUGUUAAAGGACCUACAAGAUCUUAUGAAGGACUAUCUGCGUACAUAGACCCAUGGCACGUCAAGAAGAAGAUUCCAAGAAAGACAAGCAGAAAUUGUCUUGAGGAAGAGAUACUAAGCACCUUACUGCACAUGUCACCUCUCUGAUAAUAUUAAGCUGCAUAAAUUUGAAACAAAUAUUCAUGGUGUAUAUUCAUCAUGAGUUUUUUA
Molecule: messenger RNA, 978 nt
Organism: Prunus dulcis (almond)
Lineage: Eukaryota; Viridiplantae; Streptophyta; Magnoliopsida; Rosales; Rosaceae
Exons: 5
Coding region: 196-915 (239 amino acids)
Molecular function (GO): cysteine-type endopeptidase inhibitor activity
Source: RefSeq, a predicted model, not a curated record